GCCGCCUGGGUGCAAAUGCUGUGCCUGAAUGCCUUUCCGAAAGGCAGCUGGGGUCCAGCGCCUGCCGAGAACCCACCCAAGCUUUCUGCCCUGGAGAUGCUGGAGAACUCGCUGUAUAGCCCCAGCUGGGAAGGAUCCCAGUUCUGGGUAACCGUGCAGAGGACCGAAGCCUCUGAGCGCUGCGGCCUGCAUGGCUCCUAUGUGCUGAGGGUGGAGGCUGAGAAGCUGACUCUCCUGACUGUGGGAGCUCAGAGUCAGAUACUGGAGCCGCUUCUCUCCUGGCCCUACACGCUGUUGCGUCGCUAUGGCCGAGACAAGGUCAUGUUCUCCUUUGAGGCUGGUCGGCGCUGCCCCUCUGGCCCUGGGAACUUCACCUUCCAGACGGCACAGGGAAAUGACAUUUUCCAGGCAGUCGAGACUGCUAUCCACCGGCAAAAGGCCCAGGGCAAGGCUGGUCAGGGGCAGGAUGUUCUUAGAGCUGAUUCCCAUGAAGAAGUGGCAGAGGGGAAGCUGGCUUCCCACCCUGGUGCCCAGGAGCUCCCAGACAGCCCGCCGUCUCUGUACGCUGAGCCCUUAGACUCUCUGCGCAUUCCUCCAGGUCCUUCCCAAGAUUCCCUGUAUUCAGACCCUUUGGACAGCACCGCGGCUCUGGCAGGGGAGAAGGUACAGUUAAAGAAAACUCUCUAUUGGGACUUGUAUGAGCAUGUGCAGCAGCAGUUGAUGAAGACCAAGCUGACGGGCCCCAAGGAGGACCCCAUCUAUGAUGAACCAGAGGGCCCGGGAGCAGCUUCUGCCCGGGGCCUUUAUGAUCUGCCUCAGGAGCCCAAGGAUGCAUGGUGGUGCCAGGCUCGAGCGAAGGAGGAGGGCUAUGAGCUCCCCUACAACCCUGCCACUGAUGACUACGCCGUGCCUCCCCCUCGGAGCACAAAGCCCGUCCCAGCUCCCAAGCCCCAGCGCCUGGCCUUCCCUGAACCUGGCACAGCUGGCAGUGGCAGCAAAGGCCACAGCUCAGACACUGCCCUGUACAGCCAGAUCCAGAAGAGCAAGGCCUCAGGGGACUGGGACUGUGGGCUCUCUAGAGUAGGGGCCGACAGGACUGGGGUCAAGUCAGAGGGCUCCACAUGAGAAGUAGAGCAAGGCUGGGGUUGCUGAUAGGAGGACCUUGGAGAGGUGGCAUUGGGGGGAUCAAAGAAACCUGUUAGAACCAGUGGGACCCAGAGGACUGGAGGGGCCUGUGUGAGACUGGAGGAUCAGACAAAUCAGGGGAGUCAAGGGGAGGAUGAUUAAUCCCCAGAAGUCCUGGAAGUGGGACAGAUGAGAGGGGCUCAGGGAUGGUACCUGGGAGGCCAGCAUCUCUAAGUCAUCCCCCCAAAAGAAUGGACAGUUGCUGGACCAAGUCUAUGGAUUAGAGUGGGUACAGUUGGCGGGGCCUGCAUGGAGGCUGUAGGAAGAUGCUGGACUGCCUGGGUCCUUUCCCCUGUAUUUUUUCCCCCAGAGAUUUAUUUAAAAAAAAGUUUUAUUCUCAUUAAAGCCAGAGGGUUUAAGAGG
Messenger RNA from Myotis davidii, 1548 nucleotides. It is a transcript of the gene DOK1, whose product is annotated as docking protein 1. Gene Ontology annotation, cellular component: cytoplasm. The transcript has 4 exons. Bases 16 to 1125 code for a protein of 369 amino acids. Gene Ontology annotation, biological process: positive regulation of MAPK cascade; cell surface receptor protein tyrosine kinase signaling pathway. NCBI's taxonomy places the organism in Eukaryota, Metazoa, Chordata, Mammalia, Chiroptera, Vespertilionidae. The record is from RefSeq and is a predicted model, not a curated record.